GAAAAAUGGGUGUCACCGAACAAGAUCUAUUACCUCUCAAAAAGAUUAAAGUCCCUCCUGAGUUUGAGAGUGAUUCUCAAUUCUAUUAAGAAACAAUCCUGAAACAAUAUGAAAAAAGAAGAUAAAGAUUGUUAAUUGAAUAUUAGGAAUUACUCAAUAGAAAAUCUGAAGAAACUUAAAAUCAUCAAAAAUCGCUACCUCCAGAAGAAAAAUAAGAGGAUUCAACAACAUCUAGGAUUAAUGAAAAAUUGUUGAAGAUGAAGAAGUUUUAACAAGACUAUCGAGAAUAAUAAUUGAUGCAAUACUCACAAAAAGAGCAAUUAAUUGAAACACGAAGGAAACAAAUAAGCAGUGAAAGGGAAUUGCGUGCAUAUUAAAAGGAAGUCUUAGACACUUCUCGAUUAGAAUAAGUUCAUAGAAACAGGGAUAUUAUUUAGAAAUUGAUAACAGAUAAGCAAGUUUAAAGGAGGAUGAGCUAUGAUGCUAAGUUGUAAAAAUGGGAACUCCUAAAAUAGGCCUAAUAUUUAAUUCCUAAAAGUACUAGAGUUGAUGAAACAUUGGCUCGUUAUUAGAAAUGCUUAGAAGAAAAGAAAUAGUAGGAUUUACAGAGAUUAAAAAGAUUGGAGGAAAGUCUUGAGAAGGCUUGUUCCAAGAAAUCAUAAAAUGUUGUCGAAGUUAAAAGAAGAGGAUUACUUGAGUAAUUAAAAAUUGAAGAAGCUUUAUUUAACAGAGAAAGAUCUUAAAAUGCUAAGAAAAGCAAUCUUCUUGAAAAAACACAGCAAAGAACUGUUUUGGAUAGACGAUCGAUGAGUGAGUUACCAAAAGAAAAACCUUAUCCUUUACCAAAAUUUUUAAGUUCUAAAUAACAAAAAAAGUUAAAUUCUUAAACUCUGUAACAUUUCUCAUCAGAAAUUACAUAACUCAUAGAUUCAGUCAACAUUCAUGAUAUUGAAGAGAAAUUACUACAAGUGUGUGCCUCUUAAGAUAAGACAUAAGGAGAAUUAUUUGCUAAAACUAAUUAUUUAUUUUUAUAUCACUGA
Paramecium octaurelia is the source of this 1040-nucleotide messenger RNA. The record is from the annotation of a GenBank genome assembly. NCBI's taxonomy places the organism in Eukaryota, Ciliophora, Oligohymenophorea, Peniculida, Parameciidae.